AUGGAAGCUCACCAAAUGUCUCCCUAUGCCGACGAUGAAUAUACGGUUGGAUGGAUUUGCGCUCGUCCGAUCGAGCUGAAAGAAGGAAUAGAAGAUUACGGAUUCGGGGUUAUUCAAUUCUCAAUCGGUGACCUAGGCGGGGUGGGUGGGUUGUUACUAUUAGUAGAGCGGGGGGAGCAGGGGGUAAGAGCGGUUGUGGCUAAGGAGAUACCGGUAGAGCACAAGGCUGGGAAGAUAUUGUCGAGCUCGCUUUUUUGGGAGGAUUGGUCAUAUAUCCGCGGCUACUUUGCUCCGAUGUUCACCUUUUGUCAGGAUUCGAUAAUCGCUGCUCAGAUGAUUGUUCCAGGGGCUUCCAACUAUAGGCACAGAACUGGCAGUGGGAAAAGAAAUUCCUCAUUACGGGCAACUAUGGCUAGGGAUUACUCCCUAGAUCCCUGCCAGUUUGGCGUCUAA
Messenger RNA from Aspergillus niger, 453 nucleotides. RefSeq lists its product as uncharacterized. The transcript has 4 exons. The record is from RefSeq and is a predicted model, not a curated record. NCBI's taxonomy places the organism in Eukaryota, Fungi, Ascomycota, Eurotiomycetes, Eurotiales, Aspergillaceae. The coding region runs from base 1 to 453 and encodes 150 amino acids.